Messenger RNA from Folsomia candida, 2025 nucleotides. RefSeq lists its product as uncharacterized. The transcript is spliced from 4 exons. The record is from RefSeq and is a predicted model, not a curated record. Lineage: Eukaryota; Metazoa; Arthropoda; Collembola; Entomobryomorpha; Isotomidae. Bases 1419 to 1904 code for a protein of 161 amino acids.
GUUAAUACAGAACCACACUUCCUUUGCGCAUCACAUCCGCCAAUUUGGUACAUUUGGUUUGGUAAAAUAUUUUACAAAGCUUACUAGUUUUCCUAGCUACUUGCCACAGAACAGGAACUCGGUCACAGUCUUUUAGUCGAAAUCCUUUAAAUUCACCGAUCUUUCGUUCCAACUUUUCAAAACAUUUAAAAAGAACAAAUUCUGGAGAAAGUCGCGAGAAAUCUUUAAUUCGGAAAUAUAGGAAUGUCUGGAACUUGUUGUUGCGGAUCCUGCACGGUGGGACAGGGAACACUAAUCAUUGGAAUUCUAGAUAUUGUAAGGUUAUUGUAAACAAGAAAAUGUAUUUAUUUAUUCCUCUAAUGAUUCACUUUUACUAGUUUUCUUCCAGCAUGAGUAAUUUUCGGUUUGAGGCUGACUUGCUAAAUACACUUUAAAUAAUUUGUUUCAAGUAGUUUACAACUUUCUGUAAUAAAGUUAAAUAUUUAAUUCGAGAAAAAUGUCGUCGGAAACUUGUUUCUGUGGAUGCACGCUUGGACGGGGUGCUCUUGCCAUUGGAACUAUUAACGCUGUUAGGAAAUUAUAUAUAUAUGUUUGUAUGAUUAUUAAAUUAUGUGAAACAAUUACCCUAUUAAAAAUCUGAUAUAAUGAGACAAGUAUUGAUUGAUUUCGGUAUUAAAUUUUCUACCACUUAUAUUGAUAUUACAAUUAUACCAGCCUGUAAAAAUUUGCUACCAACAUGGUAAAACUUUAAUACUUAGCUAUGUAUUAUUGCACAGCAUUACUUAUUAAUUCCACAUUAGUGGCUACCUUUGUUUUUGAAACACUUUCUGAAAGUAAAUUUAAGGUAUGAAUUUAUCUAUGACAACCACCUCUUAAUUUUCCGCGUAACACUUAUUCAAUUAGAAAAACAGUUGUAGAUACAUAUACUUUAAAUACAUAAUUUAUGGACUGCAAUUCGUGUCAAAAAGACUUAAGCCCAAACCCAUAAAUGGAUCUUACCAAGGGCCAAAAAUUAGAAAACUUAGAUUGACUAAUUCCCUCAAAAUAUUUGCAAAAUAAAUUCUGCUACCUUAAACCUAUCUACAUAUCUACAUAAAUAAUACAAAAUUACACAUGUGUACCAACAAUUACCAGUGAUAUUUCGAUAAUAAUUUAGGCCUGUUAAUAUGUAUAUUACAAUUCCACAACCACACUUCCUUUGCGCAUCACAUCCGCCAAUUUGGUACAUUUGGUUUGGUAAAAUAUUUUACAAAGCUUACUAGUUUUCCUAGCUACUUGCCACAGAACAGGAACUCGGUCACAGUCUUUUAGUCGAAAUCCUUUAAAUUCACCGAUCUUUCGUUCCAACUUUUCAAAACAUUUAAAAAGAACAAAUUCUGGAGAAAGUCGCGAGAAAUCUUUAAUUCGGAAAUAUAGGAAUGUCUGGAACUUGUUGUUGCGGAUCCUGCACGGUGGGACAGGGAACACUAAUCAUUGGAAUUCUAGAUAUUAUCGGAGGAAUCUACUCAGUCGUCACUGAUUCCAUGGAGAUUCAUACCAUGAUCAACUAUCCAGACAAAAUUGAGGAUCCUGACUUUAAGGAAUAUCCGACUCUCUAUGUCACGUUGGAUAGCAUCAGCAUCUUCAUGAUGGUCGUGUUCUUCAUCCUGGCAUGCCUCAUGAUUUACGGGUAUCGUAAGCGCAAUCACCGCUGGAUUACGCCCUGGUUGAUCUGGAGCUAUGUGACCCUUGCCUACGGUGCUGUUAUGGUUGUGGUGUGUUUUUGCAUUAUCGCCGUCGCUGGAAGGGUCGCCGAGGGAUUUCUUUUCCUCAUUUUAGCCGGGUUUUUCCUCGGAUUACAGGUCUACUUUAUCUUCGUGGUGAAAAGAUUCGUUGAUGAGUUGAAGGGAGGCGUGGUUAAUUAGAGUUUGUCAAAAUUUUGGAGAAAAUGUGUCAAGGGUAAAGAUAUGAUAAUAAUUUUGAAUUUCGGUUAAUGUGUGUGUUGAAAUAAUUAUAAUUAACUAUGUAUUUACAUAAAUGAAAAAA